Molecule: messenger RNA, 4155 nt
Organism: Chaetomium fimeti
Lineage: Eukaryota; Fungi; Ascomycota; Sordariomycetes; Sordariales; Chaetomiaceae
Exons: 3
Coding region: 108-3725 (1205 amino acids)
Molecular function (GO): protein binding
Source: RefSeq, a predicted model, not a curated record
GCGGCCCAUGGGCCAUACCCCCUCCCCCUCACCAAUCCAGACCACCAUCGUGAUUCUCAGAGUAUAACUGCAUUGUGGUAGAAACUGAGAGUCUGAGAGUCCGAGCCAUGUCUGGCGCCGAGAUCAUCGGCCUCAUCUCUGGCAUCAUCGCCAUUGUCGAUGCCACUGCGAAGGUUUACGCCGCCGCCAACAACGCCUCGGGCCUCCCAGAAGCCUUCCGUGAUGUUGCUACGCGGCUUCCCCUUGUCCACAAAACCCUUCAGAGCGUCUCGGAACACCUGAACACCAACAGCCCCGACGAGGACUCUUGCAAGGCAAUAAGCCCCAUCUUGCAGCGCUGUGAGAACAGGGCAACACAGCUAGAGAAAGUAUUUAGGGAUGUUAUCCCGCAGGCUGAUGCCUCAAGAAUGGAGCGAUACCUGCUUGCCGCACGUACUUUGGCCAAAGGAGGCACGGUGGAGUCGCUUAUGAAGGGCGUACUGGAGGAUGUCCAGCUUUUGGCCAGUGGUCGCGUGAUGGAGCUGGCCACAGAGGCUAGUAUCGCAUCGCUGAUGCGGAAAGCGAUAGAAGAAGUGUCUGCAAUUCCGCCAUCACUGCCAGACGGCAUUCACUCGUCCGCUAAGUGCGAAACCGAACGAGACGCCUUACUCAAGGAGCUAAAGUGGACCGAUCCCACCAUCGACAAGCUACGCAUUGAAAGGACAAAGGGUGGGCUACACGAAGCUUCGUCCAGCUGGAUUCUCUCCCACCCCAGUUACCAGAAGUGGCGAGACGGCGAAACUAAGCUGCUCUGGAUCAAGGGCGCUGCCGGCAAGGGCAAGACGAUGCUGUUAAUUACCGUCACCAAGCAACUCCAGUCUCAGAUCGGACUUGACCACCCCGUCGCCAAUUCGUCCGUAUCGUUCUUCUUUUGCCAGAAUACCGAUAACCGCUUGAACAAUGCCGUCGCCGUCCUCAAAGGGCUCAUAUACCUCUUGCUGGUCCAGGACAUCAGUCUCGUUUCGUACCUGAAGAGUGACUUCGACAGGAUGGGCAAGGGCAUCUUCGACGUCACCAACAACAGCGCCAACGCCUUCGACGCCCUGUCCAAUGUGUUCAGGCAGAUGAUCCAGCACUCGCGGCCGGAGACUGUGUACUUGGCCGUUGACGCUCUCGAUGAAUGCGAAGACGGGCUGCCGGAUCUCCUUAGCCUGGUUAGGGAAACUGCCCUCCAAGAAAAUCAUGUCAAGUGGAUCUUAACGAGCCGUAACCGGGCUGACAUCGACGGAAACCUCGCGCUCGAGGACCCGGGAGCGAAGUUGAGCCUGGAGGUGAACUCGGAAGCCGUGUCCCAGGCGAUCGAAACUUACAUCAUUCACAAGGUAGCCCAAGUCCCAUCACUUCGAUCCAGCCCUGUCCAGCGAACCAAAAUUCAACAAAAGCUGCUCGAGAACGCCGAGGGUACCUUUUUAUGGGUCGAUCUCGUACUGCGAUCCAUCCAUACUGUCUUGGCCGACGAUGCUGUUCGCCGUGUCGACGAGACACCGCCAGGCCUACCGGCGCUUUACCAUCGGAUGAUGGGAGAUAUUGACAAGUUUGCGAGCCACUACCGAGACUCGUGUCUUGCUGUGCUUUCAGUCGCAACUUUAGCCUACCGCCCGCUCCACAUCCUCGAGCUCCGAACGGUAGCUGGGCUGAGGUACGAAACCGCUGAUCUGGAGAGGAUUGUCGACAUGUGCGGUUCCUUCCUCACGCUGGUGGACAACUCCGUCUAUCCGAUUCACCAGUCGGCCAAGGACUACCUAGUUAGUGACACCGCCGUCGAUAAGAUUUUCCCGUCUGGGAAACACGCUGUUCAACGAAACAUCGUCGAUAGAUCAGUAGUAGCGAUGGAGAAGACACUCCGGCGAGAUGUGUAUCAGCUGGUGCAUCCAGGAGCGCUCACCCGUGACGUGGAGGCGCAGCUACCUACGCCUGACCCCUUGCUCGGAGUGGGAUACUCUUGUACAUACUGGAUCGACCACGUCUGUGAAACGGACAAGGCCGACUUGCAAGGCUCUCGACGCUACCGGCUAGCAAACGCUCUCAAGCGGCACAUCGCAAGAUCAAACAAGAGUAUCCCAAUAAGAGACUCGAUUGGGAUGUUCUUCCACCGCCACUUUCUACAUUGGCUCGAGGCCUUGAGCCUCCUCGGCGUCAUCUCGAAUGUGGUCCACUCUCUUUCUAGCCUUAGAACCGUUGUCGAAGCAAGGACAGACGCUUUUACGAAUCUUGUCGAAGACGCACAUCGGUUUAUUCUGCUGAACCGACGGCUUAUCGAACAGGCGCCACUCCAGACAUACAUAUCGGCAUUGCUCUUUGCUCCGGCUGGGAGUAUCAUCCGUCGAAUGUUUGCCAAAGAAGAGCCUUCUUGGGUCCUAACGAAGCCGGUAGUGGAGAAGGUCUGGAAUCGAUGUCUUCAAACAUUCGAGGGCCACAAUGAUCCGGUUUACUCGGUAGCAUUCUCUCCAGACGGUAGCCGAAUCGUGUCUGGAUCAGCCGAUCACACUAUCCGCGUCUGGGAUGCGACAUCAGGUAUGGAGGUACGAAAGCUCGAGGGCCACUGUGGUUCGGUUCGCUCGGUGGCGUUCUCUCCGGACGGUGGCCGAGUCGUGUCUGGGUCAGCCGAUCACACUAUCCGCCUCUGGGAUGCGAAAUCAGGCAAGGAGGUCCAGAAGCUCGAUGGUCACAACGAUCCGGUUUACUCGGUAGCAUUCUCUCCAGAUGGUAGCCGAAUCGUAUCUGGAUCAGCCGAUCGUACCAUCCGUAUCUGGGAUACAGCAUCAGGCAAGGCGGUGCAAACACUCAGAGGCCACAUUAGUUGGGUUCACUCGGUAGCAUACUGUCCAGACGGUAGCCAAAUCGUAUCUAGAUCGGCCGAUGACACUAUCCGUAUCUGGGAUGUGACAUCAGGCAAGGGGGUACGGAAGCUCAACGGCUACAACGAUUUGGUUCACCCGGUAGCAUUCUCUCCGGACGGUAGCCAAAUCGUAUCUGGAUCGGGCGAUAAUACUAUCCGCAUCUGGGAUACAGCAUCAGGCAAGGCGGUGCAAACACUCAGAGGCCACAUUAGUUGGGUUCACUCGGUAGCAUACUGUCCAGACGGUAGCCAAAUCGUAUCUGGAUCGGCCGAUCACACUAUCCGUAUCUGGGAUGCGAUAUCAGGCAAAGAGGUACAGAAGCUCAAGGGCCACACCGAUUUGGUUCACUCGGUAGCAUUCUCUCCGGACGGUAGCCGAAUCGUAUCUGGAUCGGCCGACUAUACUAUCCGCAUCUGGGAUACGAUAUCAGCCAAGGUACAGAAGCUCGAAGGCCAUAGUAACUCGGUUUACUCGCUAGCAUUCUCACUAGAUGGUAGCCGAAUCGCAUCUGGAUCACGCGAUCGCACCAUCCGCAUCUGGGAUGUGGAAUCAGGCAAGGUACAGAAGCUUGGAGUCCAGAGCACCUGGGUUCGGUCACUAGCAUUCUCACCAGACGGUAGGCGAAUCGCAUCUGGAUCACGCGAUCGCACCAUCCACAUCUGGGAUGUGGAAUCUGGCAAGGAAGUACGCUCCGUAGAUCUGUGUCAUUCCACCGAUAGUGUUCGUUUUGAAGACUUAGGCGAUUCCGGACUGUGGCUUCGAACCGAUUUUGACAAUAUCAAACUCGGAGAUGGCGGAUCUAGCAGUUAUGACAGCUGCAGCAUUGUUGGUGGCACUUUUACAUGACUAAAUAUAACGGUUAGCUAACUUCAGAUCCGCAGAUACGAUCGAGCGGGACAGAGUCAGGGUGGGGUCUCAGUCGCGAUGGCACCUGGAUUACGCGGCGAGGCCAAGGAUGUGUAUGGCUUCCACAUGAUUGCCGACCUGAGGUAUUCGAGGUUUCGAGAGAUGGAUCGACAAUUGCUAUCGGCUGUCGGACAGGGCGGGUGCUGAUUUUGAGGAUGUCCAUGGACGUGCCAUUCUCCGAGGCAUUCUAAUUAAUAGCGCAUGUCUAUCCUCUUAUUAGUAUUCUCAUCCGGUGUAUCUAAUGCAUUUCGAUGUUUUCUGAUUUACUGUCUUUCUUCCUUUUUGCUAGGUAGCUUGACACCACACGAGUUCAGGAGGACCAAGCGGAGAUGGCUCGUGCAUUUGAAGACGUCAAGAUCAUAAGCUUCAA